This is a messenger RNA of Malurus melanocephalus (red-backed fairy wren), 1074 nucleotides long. RefSeq names its product diablo IAP-binding mitochondrial protein (gene DIABLO). The transcript has 6 exons. Gene Ontology annotation, biological process: neuron apoptotic process; intrinsic apoptotic signaling pathway in response to oxidative stress. The coding region runs from base 11 to 721 and encodes 236 amino acids. The record is from RefSeq and is a predicted model, not a curated record. NCBI's taxonomy places the organism in Eukaryota, Metazoa, Chordata, Aves, Passeriformes, Maluridae. Gene Ontology annotation, cellular component: mitochondrion.
GCGGGCCAAGAUGGCGGCGGGCGGGCGGCUGCUGCGGUGCUGCUGCUCCGUGCUCAGGCGCAGCUUCCCAGUCCUGGCCAGUGUCCGGCAGCGAGGCCUCACCAGUGGACGGUGGCACCAGGCYGUGGGGCUGGGGGUGGCCCUGUGCGCUGUCCCCGUCGUGGAGCAGCAGAGCUCGGGGUCCCUGAGCAAYGAUGCCCUGAUCAGAAGAGCCGUGUCCCUGGUGACAGACAGCACAGCCACGCUGCUCUCCCAGACCACCUACGCCCUGAUCGAGGCGCUCACCGAGUACACCAAGGCAGUUUAUACCCUGGUGUCUCUCUACAAGCAAUACUCCAACCUCCUGGGGAAAAUGAACUCAGAAGAGGUUGAUGCAGUCUGGCAGGUGGUCAUAGGAGCCAGAGUGGAUAUGACCACCAAGCAGCAGGAAUACCUCAAGCUGGAAUCCAGCUGGAUGACGGCGCUGCGGCUCUCGGAGAUGGCGGCAGAGGCCGCGUAUCAGUCUGGUGCAGACCAGGCCUCGGUGACAGCCCGCAGCCACAUCCAGCUGGUCAAGUCCCAGGUGCAGGAGGUACGGCUGCUGUCCCAGAAAGCAGAGACCAAAUUAGCUGAAACUCAGACAGAAGAACUCAUCAAAGCCCAAGGAGAGGACUCUACAUCACCACAGGGUGUUCUGGGAAAUACAGAUGCAGGUGAUGACCCUUACCUUCGGGAGGACUGAACUGAACUGAAGACUGAGGGUCARUCACAAAUUAGUGUAAAACUGCUGAAAUAAGUCUGUGAUUCCAUUUUUUCCCCCAGAAUGGAUUGCUUUACAAAUCAAGUAUUUGGAAGGCCUCAAUUUUGUUUGUAACUUACCUUGUUUGUAAUAUUUUUGGAUUCAUUUAUUUGUUUAUCUAUGCAAAUGUGAAGACUGUUAUCAGGGAUGGCCUGGUGUUAAUUGUGUCUCUGCUGCUCCUUUGGUGUGUUUGUGGGAGCUCAUUAGGGAUCAGCCAAAGAAGUAUAUUUAAAGAUCCUUGUUUUUAACCUGUAAAUGAUGCCUGUGAGGAGAUGCCUGUAUUAAACUGUGCAAAA